Molecule: messenger RNA, 1138 nt
Organism: Bactrocera latifrons
Lineage: Eukaryota; Metazoa; Arthropoda; Insecta; Diptera; Tephritidae
Gene: mdlc
Product: RING finger protein 113A
Exons: 3
Coding region: 80-1063 (327 amino acids)
Biological process (GO): snoRNA splicing
Cellular component (GO): U2-type spliceosomal complex
Molecular function (GO): metal ion binding
Source: RefSeq, a predicted model, not a curated record
UAUAAAUAAAACGCUUUGGUCAACAUAAUUUUAUUGCAAUAUUUUUCUUGUUAUUUGAAUAAUUUAUAAUAUCUUCACCAUGUCCGAGGAUGCUAGCACGUCUUCAUUUGGAUUUAAGAAACGAAAUAUUAGGAAACCAGCCACCAUACGUCGCAAACAAAGUAGUUCCGAAUCAGAGAAGAAUAGCGAUGGCGAAACUACCUCAGCUGUUGUGCGUAGUGAUAAUUCACGUAAACGGUCAAAUCCCAAUUUUCAAAGUACCAAACAAUUGAUCCACAAGAGGGAACGCAAAACUGAGGCUUCCUCGGAAAGUGGGAAUGAAGAAGAAGAUAACAAAAUUGGUGUAUCCUAUAAGUCCAAACGAAGUGCCUUGCCAAGUGGUCCCCAAGAUCAGGGGGCCACUUCUAUAAAUGAAACAGACACAGCACAGGAUCGUGAUGCACAAGCUUUGCAUGAGAAAAUGUUGAAAAUUAAUAAAGAACUUGAAGGCAAAGCAGAUGAUAAAGUCUAUCGCGGUCUUAAUAACUAUGCGCAAUACUAUAAAAAAGAAGGUACAGCACAAGGAAAUGCCAGUUCAGGAAUGGUUAGGAAAGGACCGAUUCGUGCACCAGCGCAUUUGCGUGCCACUGUGCGGUGGGACUAUCAGCCGGAUAUAUGUAAAGAUUAUAAAGAGACCGGUUAUUGCGGUUUCGGCGAUAGUUGUAAAUUUUUGCAUGAUCGAAGUGAUUAUAAAGCUGGUUGGCAAUUGGAACUCGAUCAUGCUGCACAGCAACGUGGUGAAGCGGAGUCCGAUGAGGACGAUGCGAAAUAUGAAAUACAUUCAGAUGAGGAAACGUUGCCGUUUAAAUGUUUCAUAUGUCGAAAUAGCUUCGAAAAUCCAGUGGUGACAAAGUGCAAGCAUUAUUUUUGCGAAAAAUGUGCUUUGGAAAAUUAUAAAAAGUCUCAACGGUGCAUAAUUUGUUCACAACAGACAAAUGGUAUUUUUAAUCCUGCGAAGGAGCUAAUAGCGCGUUUUAAGAAUGAACCUGAAACUGGGAAAUGCGUUUCAUCUGACAGUGAUUAGCCUUAAGAAACUCCGUAGUUAACAUACAUAUACAUAUAUUAAGUUGUAAGUGUAUAAAGUUGUCAUUGGAAAUUA